AUGGUACCAGCUAUACAACCUUUAUGGAGUCAAAUGCAGAUAAAGUUCCAGCUGGGAGCAGACUACAAACUGCUAGCAGAUGAUGGACAACGGGUUCCGUGGAUAAACAUUAUCCAUCAGAACAAUGCGAGACCUCGGGCGAUUUUUACUCUGUGGCAGGCAUGCCACAAAAAGCUGGCAACACGGGACAGAUUGAGACGGUUUGCCAUAUUGGCUCAUAGCGAAUGUAGUUUCUGUCCUUAUGAGGAAACUCAUGAGCACCUCUUUUUUGAAUGUGAGGAAACAAAGAAAAUCUGGAAAUCUGUUUUACUUUGGAUGCAAGUAACACAUGAACCUCUCUCUUGGUGUGAUGAAAUCUCAUGGCUGGUGAGCAAAACUAAAGGAAAAGGGAAACUUGUUGCACUUCUCCGCCUUGCUAUAGCUGAGACUAUUUACAGUGUAUGGCGACAUAGGAAUGAUACAUGUUUUGGCAUUAGACAACAUAUAGAUACUAUAGUCAAGGGUGUUGUUAUUGUUUAUGUUGUUAAAGAUCUUUUAGGAAGGAUUAGUUCUGCUGCUGGAGUGAUUUAG
Messenger RNA from Vicia villosa (hairy vetch), 570 nucleotides. RefSeq lists its product as uncharacterized. Lineage: Eukaryota; Viridiplantae; Streptophyta; Magnoliopsida; Fabales; Fabaceae. The transcript has 2 exons. The coding region runs from base 1 to 570 and encodes 189 amino acids. The record is from RefSeq and is a predicted model, not a curated record.